This is a messenger RNA of Apodemus sylvaticus (European woodmouse), 2110 nucleotides long. It is a transcript of the gene Vps4a, whose product is annotated as vacuolar protein sorting 4 homolog A. The record is from RefSeq and is a predicted model, not a curated record. Bases 186 to 1499 code for a protein of 437 amino acids. Gene Ontology annotation, molecular function: ATP binding; ATP hydrolysis activity. Lineage: Eukaryota; Metazoa; Chordata; Mammalia; Rodentia; Muridae. The transcript has 11 exons. Gene Ontology annotation, biological process: vacuole organization; endosomal transport.
GGGCCGCUCUGGGCCGCACACCUCGUUCACCCUCGGACUCAGCUCCGACUGCUGGUGGCAGCCCUACCCGCGCCGAGAGCCGACCUGCCGGGCUCCUAAGCGGCGGACCCACCACCUCGGCUCCUCCGGGCCGGACCGAGACCGCAGGCAGCACCGCGGGGUGUGGGGUGGACCCAGGAUAUGAAAUGACAACGUCAACCCUCCAGAAAGCCAUCGAUCUGGUGACAAAAGCCACAGAAGAGGACAAAGCCAAGAACUACGAGGAGGCACUCCGGCUCUACCAGCAUGCUGUGGAGUAUUUCCUCCACGCCAUCAAAUAUGAAGCACACAGUGACAAGGCCAAGGAGAGCAUUCGAGCAAAAUGCAUGCAGUACCUAGACAGAGCGGAGAAGCUGAAGGAUUAUUUACGAAACAAAGAGAAACAUGGCAAGAAGCCAGUCAAAGAGAAUCAGAGUGAAGGCAAGGGUAGUGACAGUGACAGCGAAGGGGAUAAUCCAGAGAAAAAGAAAUUACAAGAACAGUUGAUGGGCGCUGUUGUGAUGGAGAAGCCUAACAUACGGUGGAAUGAUGUAGCCGGCCUGGAGGGGGCUAAAGAGGCUCUCAAAGAAGCUGUGAUUUUGCCAAUUAAAUUCCCACACUUAUUCACAGGCAAACGCACUCCUUGGCGAGGUAUACUGCUCUUUGGGCCCCCAGGCACAGGCAAGUCCUACCUGGCCAAAGCCGUGGCAACAGAAGCCAACAACUCCACCUUCUUCUCUGUGUCCUCCUCGGAUCUGAUGUCUAAGUGGUUGGGGGAAAGCGAGAAGCUAGUCAAGAACUUGUUUGAGUUGGCCAGGCAGCACAAGCCUUCCAUCAUCUUCAUUGAUGAAGUGGAUUCCCUCUGCGGGUCACGGAACGAAAAUGAGAGUGAGGCUGCCCGAAGGAUCAAAACAGAGUUCUUGGUCCAGAUGCAAGGAGUGGGGAAUAAUAAUGAUGGAACUCUUGUUCUUGGUGCCACAAACAUCCCCUGGGUGUUGGAUUCCGCCAUCAGGAGGAGGUUUGAAAAACGAAUUUAUAUCCCAUUGCCAGAGGAGGCGGCCCGUGCCCAGAUGUUUCGGUUACAUCUGGGAAGCACACCUCACAACCUCACAGAUGCGAACAUCCAUGAGCUGGCCCGAAAGACAGAAGGCUACUCAGGAGCAGAUAUCAGCAUCAUUGUGCGAGACUCCCUCAUGCAGCCAGUCAGAAAAGUACAGUCAGCAACACACUUCAAGAAGGUUUGUGGCCCUUCUCGAACCAACCCUAGUGUUAUGAUUGAUGAUCUUCUGACCCCGUGUUCUCCAGGAGAUCCAGGGGCCAUAGAGAUGACUUGGAUGGAUGUCCCUGGUGAUAAACUCUUAGAGCCUGUGGUUUGCAUGUCGGACAUGCUCCGGUCUCUGGCCACCACCCGGCCCACAGUGAAUGCAGACGACCUCCUAAAAGUAAAGAAAUUCUCUGAGGACUUUGGACAGGAGAGUUAAAGCUUCAUGUUGAUAAUGAAAUUCAGAGUUUGACUGGAGCAAGUUCAUGGGACUUCCUACAGCAGUGGCCAGGCAGGGCCUGAAGUUGUGAAGUCAGUAGUAUUCCCUCUACUGCCUGGCUGCCAACCUACUAGGACGGAGGAGGGGCCUCCGCAGCUGCAGAGACGCUUCACCACGUAGGACACUUGACACUGGCUCUGCGUACUUCACUACUGGAUGCUCACACUCCUUGCCCUCAUCUGUUUUUGUCUAACUUUUGUUCCCCUAAAUUAAUGCUGCUUUGAUUUCUGUCUUGUUUAUAAAUAAAGAGAAAAAUCGUCUGGAAAGUGUUAAGGAGUGGGAGCCACCAGGCCCCUGCUCUCACUCCUUUUCCUCUUAACUUGGUACUUGUGAGCUGCCUGUGGUGAAGCAGGAAAAGCCAUCCCACCCUCCUAAGCUCACAUUUGGAGAUUCAGGUCCUUACAGGAGCCGAUGGCUUCUGUGAGCACAAUGCUGUUUCCAUCAGGAGACGGCAGGCAGGCAGGCCUCCAUCGCUGCCUUCAAUGAGAACUGAGCCCGGCCUCUGUUGGUCCUGCCCUGGAGACGUCUAAUAAACCCUUUUCCCUUCUUGA